Messenger RNA from Talaromyces stipitatus ATCC 10500, 565 nucleotides. Its product is annotated as AP-3 adaptor complex subunit sigma, putative. The transcript is spliced from 2 exons. Gene Ontology annotation, biological process: protein transport; vesicle-mediated transport. The coding region runs from base 11 to 565 and encodes 184 amino acids. Gene Ontology annotation, cellular component: intracellular membrane-bounded organelle. NCBI's taxonomy places the organism in Eukaryota, Fungi, Ascomycota, Eurotiomycetes, Eurotiales, Trichocomaceae. The record is from RefSeq and is a predicted model, not a curated record.
CCUCGUCAACAUGAUUAAUGCCGUGCUAGUGUUCAACAACACAGGACAGCCUCGACUGACCAAGUUCUAUACACAACUUGACACGCAGAUCCAACAAAAACUCAUCAAACAAAUAUACGACCUCGUUUCACAACGCCCUCCCUCAGCAUGCAACUUCCUCCCGCUCCCACCUCUUCUAUCACAAGGCGCCAGCUCCAAAGCAGCCAGCGGUCCCUCCGAUGCACCUACACAAAUCACAUAUCGCACCUAUGCGACACUAUCAUUUAUCAUGAUCUCGACAUCCACGGAAUCUCCAUUGGCGCUCAUUGACUUGAUCCAAGUCUUCGUCGAGGCGCUCGAUAGACUGUUCCAGAACGUCUGCGAGUUGGAUCUUAUAUUCGGGUACGAGACUAUGCAUGCGACACUUAGUGAGAUGAUUAUUGGGGGUGUGGUGGUUGAAACAAAUACAGAUAAGAUUGUGGCUGGCGUAAAAGCGCAAGAGGGCUCGCGAGGGAAGAAGAUUGCUGUUGAUGCUGCCAGUUCGGUUGGGCAACUUAGCAUACCGGGGUUGGGAUCAUGGCGGUGA